CAGUGUCGGUGUCUGUUCAGAGCCUCACAGCCGGUGUCCGGUUGACCGGCUGAUGUUUCUGUGAUGAGAAGUGACAGAUCAGAGUGGAGCUAGGCUAGCUGCUGUGUGCUAGCUCGACUAUGAGCUGAGGACUCGCGUUGGUUUGUCUGCUGGCUACUGAGCAUUUUGUAGCCUGUCAUUGAUUCUCUAAAUAGCCACCGACAGACUUCAGAGUUGUUAAUAUUUAAUGUAAAAGUUAGAAAGGGUAAAUGGUGGCAGGCAGGGUCGACUUCUGGCCUUACAGCUUGCUAGCUUGCUUUUCACCUUUUUUUAUAUAAUUAAGUCUAUUUCAAGAGGCAGCAGCAGCUCCAUCAUCAAUCAUUUGUCAUGUCCAGCUUGGGAAGUAAUUAUUGAUUUUUGCAACUUAGUCAUUUCUCUUGUAGAUUGUCCAUUGUAGUUGUACAGUAGGCGUGGGGCAGUCCACAUACCAGACUGUGUGGAUAGUUGGCACAAUGUCAAUUUGCUCUGCUGCUUAACACUUAAUGCAAGCUUGAUUUUCCCAGCUUAAACCAUGGACCUCUUAAGUCCAUGUCUGAGUGUGGAGUGUUUUGCCCUAGAGCCAAAAGCACUGCUGCAUGUAUAACUUUGUCUGCUGAUGCUCUACACUUCACAAUAUAAUACAGCUUUAAAGAGAGAGAGAGGAGGCUGGCACACUCAGAUAAUUUCUUUAUAUCUUAUCUGUCGCAGGGUAAUAAAGCCACAGUCAGUCACUGGACCAGUGUGGAGUGCAAAUUAAAGGAGUGGAUGACGAAAAACGGUUCAUCAGCAAGUCCCCGGCUGGCUGAUCCCAGAGCAGAGAGGUCAUUGUGUUGAGGGUGAAUGUGAGGGGUUCGGAGAGCAGGCUUUUUCAAUUUCUGAGAUGUCCGUCAGACGAGCAGAAGGGAUGUCCAUCGCCCAGGCUCUGGCCAUGACUGUUGCAGAGAUACCAGUGUUUCUCUAUUCCACAUUUGGGCAGUCCAUAUUUUCUCAGCUGAAGCUCUCCCCAAACUUGAAGAAAGUGCUGUUUGCCACAGCGCUGGGCAGCGUCGCGCUGGCUCUCACCGCUCAUCAGCUGAAAAGACGGGGGAGAAAACGGAAGCAAGCGACACAAGGAAAGGAUGGCCAGAAGACUGUGGGCAUACCUGACGCGCUGUUGAAGAGCGGAAGGCCCUCGUCAUUAAAAAGAGGUCAGUUCACUGGGCGGCAGAUGAUGAGUCCCAGUACUCGGAGCAACGACACCAUGAGUGGAAUCUCUUCCCUGGCCCCUAGUAAACACUCAAGUUCCUCACACAGCCUGGCAUCUAUGCGGGUCCCAAGCUCCCCAAAUCAGUCUGCCAACCCAUCCACCCCCUGGGAGGCAGAGCCAGUAGUGGAAGAGUCAGGGGCAGUAGAGGAUGCUAAUGCAGAGAAUCUCUAUAUAAUGGGGAUGGAAUUGUUCGAGGAAGCGUUACAAAAGUGGGAAAUGGCCCUGAACAUACGCCACCACACCCACUCGACCUCCAGCAACAACAGCCUCGCUCUGCAGGGGGCAGCGUGUGGAGACUUACCCGUGGUUGAAACUCGUAAUAAAGUGUUUGCUGAAAAGUUAGAGACGCUACUGCACAGGGCGUACCACCUACAAGAGGAUUUUGGCAGCAGUAUCCCACCAGACAGCGUGCUUGCAGACUUUGCAGAAAGUGAAGGAACUCUCAUCUUGCCUCAAGUGGAGAGUUUCCACCGACUGCGAGACGAUGAUGCGACUACUGUUACCUCUGAUGAUUCCUUCUUCUCAGCCGCAGAGCUGUUUGAUGCCAUGGCUAUAGAAGAAGUCUACCAGACGCUUAAACCAGCAGCUCUUUAUGAAGAAGCCUUGUCGCUGGUCCGGGAGGGCAAAGUGACCUAUAGGUCCCUGAGGACUGAAUUACUUGAAUGUUAUGGUGACCAAGACUUCCUUGCCAAGCUUCACUGUGUGAGACAAGCAUUCCAGGUCCUGUUAGCAGAUGAAACUCACCGCACAUUUUUCAUGGAGACCGGGAAGCAAAUGAUUACAGGGUUAAUGGUGAAGUCAAACAAGGGUCCCAAAGCCUUCUUAGAGAGCUAUGAGGACAUGCUGCUUUACACUCAGAGAGAGGAAACAUGGCCAGUCACUAAGAUGGAGCUGGAGGGCCGAGGGGUGGUGUGUAUGAACUUUUUUGACAUUGUGUUGGACUUCAUCCUGAUGGACGCCUUUGAAGACCUGGAGAGCCCUCCGUCCUCUGUGGUAGCUGUGUUGAGGAACCGCUGGCUCUCUGACAGCUUUAAAGAGACGGCUCUGGCGACUGCCUGCUGGUCUGUCUUGAAAGCAAAAAGGCGUCUUCUUAUGGUUCCUGACGGUUUUAUCUCCCACUUUUAUGCCAUAUCAGAACAUGUGAGCCCAGUUUUAGCGUUUGGGUUUUUGGGACCCAGGCAGCACUUAAGUGAAGUGUGCACCAUCUUCAAGCAACAAAUCGUGCAGUACCUUAAGGAUAUGUUCGACCACGACAAGGUCCGCUUCACCUCAGCUCAGUGCUUGGCUGAGGACAUCUUGAACCUUUCCCACCGCCGGAGUGAGAUUUUACUGGGCUAUCUGGGUAUCGAUAGCCUUCUGGAGCUCAAUGGUGCCCUGCCUAGAGACACAGAGGGUUCCUCUGGGUCCAAAUUAAACGACUAGGAUCACUAUGGGCUUCAUUGGGCUUGUACAGACCGAGUGCAAGAGGCUGACCAGGAGGCUGACCAGGAGGCUGACCAGGAGGCUGACCAGUAGGCAACGGCAACACCUCACAGCUUCGUAGCUACAUUAAGACUGGAUUGAAUCAUUACUCCUGUGAUACACUGAGAACCAGCAUUACUCUUUUAAUUCAUCUGUGUUCAUCAAACGCAACAACUGUUUUUCAUCAGACUUACAGUAUCACUGGUCCAUCUGUUUAAUGAGGGAGAGCGACCGGAUAGUAAUGAUCCCAUCUCUCCCUCGUUACCUGCUGCUGCGUUGCGUAUCAAGAAUGCCUACUGUAGUCGUGUCAUUUUCACACGUGUGAGGACUUGCAACUUGAAACGGAUACUUCUGAAAAUCAGACCUGACAGAAGCACCCCCCCCCCCCAGUCCCAACACACAAAGACCAGGCCUUCGACACUAAUACUAAAAAACCAGUUGCUGCAUCCUUUACCUUCCAUUCAUCACCUGCAGCAUCGGUUGGGGUAGUCUCCAUUAUUAUGUGAAAAGAAACUGUGUGAGAGUCUGUCAAUAUUGUGCAUAUGUAUAUUUUAUACGAAAGAAGGAAGGAUAUUUGUUCAAAUCACAAUAAUUUACGACUUGUGCUGCGCGAUGAAGGAUGUAAUAGAUUUGUCUCCUUACUGAUUGUACUUAAAUCCUCUUUAAUCAUCCCAAGUAUUUUAUCCCAAUUUGGUUGUGUCAUGUGACAUAUCUAAGAGACUGUGAUCAUUGCAAAAAGACAUCUUGUAAUAUUAGUGUAGGGUGCUAAACAUGUUACUCAUAUAGAAGAUGAAUUAUCCCAAAAAACUGCAGUGUAUAUAUAUAUAUAUAUAUUCUGACCCCCCAGACCACAGUUUCUUCUCAUAUAGACUUCUCAUGUAACUGGUAAAAUUUUUGUAGCGCUUUACUUUCUAAGAAUCAUGGUGAGCUCUCUGAUUUUACUUGGCAACGGAUGACAUGAGUAUUCAGAUUUUUUUAAUAGUACAGAGGCACAAAAAUAUAUUUCCCACUGCAAAUAACGCAAUACCAGGUGUGAAAAACAUCUGUCUAAACACUGUCACACAGAUGAUUAUUAUCGCCGGUUUUUGAAGGUGCAGCAGAAACAAUAUAUUGAACAGUGAAACAGAUCGCUGCUCUCAGGGAGAAAUAAGAAACAGUACGACUUGAAAUCAAUAUUCGGGGUAAAGCAUUAUGUUUUGACUGACAUGCCAGAGGUACUUUUAUUUUUCUCAAAGUCUUGCAAUGAAUCUGUCAAGCCACUCGAAUCGCUUCCAAAAUAUUUGUGGCUAAAAUGUAACGUCUUGCUAAAUUUAAUGAACCAAAUAAAUAUUUUAUAAAAUAGUUUAAACUGAUAUAUAUAAGGAAAAAAGUAUGCAAAGUGUAAUAUUUAAAACAAUAGUACUUCUUGAAACGUUCCUUUUUUGAAGUACGGAUAUCUAAACUAAAAGGUCACUCAAAGGUUAAUGUAUAUAGGAUAGGAAAAAAAUCAGCUGCUUUCACCCAACAGGCCUUUUUCACAGCAAAUAUUUUUGACUUCUCAUAAU
Scomber japonicus (chub mackerel) is the source of this 4269-nucleotide messenger RNA. It is a transcript of the gene miga2, whose product is annotated as mitoguardin 2. The record is from RefSeq and is a predicted model, not a curated record. The coding region runs from base 899 to 2686 and encodes 595 amino acids. The transcript is spliced from 15 exons. Gene Ontology annotation, biological process: mitochondrial fusion. NCBI's taxonomy places the organism in Eukaryota, Metazoa, Chordata, Actinopteri, Scombriformes, Scombridae.